This is a messenger RNA of Prorocentrum cordatum, 878 nucleotides long. NCBI's taxonomy places the organism in Eukaryota, Dinophyceae, Prorocentrales, Prorocentraceae. The record is from the annotation of a GenBank genome assembly.
CGUGAAGCAGCUGCUGCAGCAUGCGACCAAAGGAACGGACACCGCGGAGCUGAAGAGCCUCUUUCGGGUGCAGGCACCCGCUAAGAUCGAGGGCGUGGCGGUAUCCGGAGGACAAGGUGGAGGCGCUGCAGGAGGCGGCAGUAAGCGCAACUUCAAUCUGAGCUGGGACACCACGCUCUCCGAGGGGCUCGAGGUGUUGGAGCACGAGGACCACGAUGAGCAGGACUUGGUGAAGGCCGAGGCCGACUUCAGGACGCUGCGCGCCACCUUGGACGCCAAGGAGACGGAGGUGGCCGCCAGAACCAGGGCGGAGAAGCUUCGGAAGGAGGCGUCCGAGCGGCCCACCAAGAAGAGGAAGGUGCAGGAGGAGCUGAAGCCUGGCGCAGCACGCGACGUCGCAGUCGACACAAAGGGCGACGAGGAGCUGCUGCCUGAGGCGGCGGUGAAGCUGUCCAAGGCCAGAUUUGAGGCGCAGCAGCAGCUCCUCCUGGAGCAGCAGGCGCAACCGGGCAAGGCCGUGGGCAAGGGCAAGGGCGCGGCAGCGGGCCAGCUGGGCAAGGGGUCGGCGGGGAACGGUUUCAGUGGUUUUUCUUCGCCAGUGUCACGGCGUUGGAAGUUCUUCACCAAGGGCGGAUGCGACUUCGCGGGCGUCACCGAGACGCACGUCCGCGAAGCUACUUUCAAAGCAUGGGUCAAGAAGGUCCGAAGGGCUGCAUGUCGCAGUUCGGCGAAUCACGCGAGACCUCGGUGCAAACAGGUCUCGAAGUGGAUGGAGUCGGGAUCACACGAGGGCGGCGAGUGGCGCAUGUCCAAGCAGCACUUGCGGGUGCAGAGGUUCUUCGCGUCGGCUCAGGCAUCCCUUCGGCUUAGCGCUCCAG